This is a messenger RNA of Bombyx mandarina (wild silkworm), 2721 nucleotides long. It is a transcript of the gene spin, whose product is annotated as lysolipid transporter protein spinster. NCBI's taxonomy places the organism in Eukaryota, Metazoa, Arthropoda, Insecta, Lepidoptera, Bombycidae. The record is from RefSeq and is a predicted model, not a curated record. Gene Ontology annotation, biological process: transmembrane transport. Gene Ontology annotation, molecular function: transmembrane transporter activity. Gene Ontology annotation, cellular component: membrane.
CGUCCAAAGAGAAUAGACGUCAGUUCUUGUCGAUGUGUACAUGAGAAAAACGUACAUUACGUCAAAAAUAUUAAAUUCAUUUAAAAAAAUAUAUUAUAAAAAUAGAAAUGAAUCUAAGACCUAAAGCUGAUGAUUAACGUUUCUGUGAUUAUUUGUUUUGAGUAUCGAUUUAAUAUAAAGUAUACUUUUUAACCACAAGUUUGAAGACAUUUCGUUAAUAAAUAUUCCUGAAAGCGGUCGCUUUCUCGUGGAAUUUGAAAGUGCUUGAAACUCUUGUAAUCAUGGACCCUCGUGGUAUAACACCGAACACUUCGAACCAGCAGUUAGUUAUAAACGGUGAUAAUGAUUCGGCGACGGCACUUCUACAGGAGAAACAGGCGAGAAGACAUAACAGUCUACGUGAAGUGACCUUCUCACAAUAUAUGACUGUCUCUAUAUUAUGCUUCGUUAACCUCAUCAACUAUAUGGACAGAUUGACUAUCGCCGGUGUUUUAAAUAAUGUCAAAACUGAAUUCGAAAUUGGUGAUGGCAAGGCUGGAUUUCUACAGACAGUGUUCGUCGUCGCGUACAUGUUGUUCGCGCCAAUAUUUGGCUACUUAGGAGAUAGAUACUCAAGGCGCGUCAUUAUGGCCAGUGGCGUUGCACUCUGGAGUCUAACAACUUUCUUUGGCUCGUUUUUACACGAUUACGAGUCGUUUGCAUUCUUCCGUGGUCUCGUUGGAAUUGGAGAAGCCUCGUACUCCACGAUAGCCCCUACCAUCAUCAGCGAUCUCUUCGUGGGGGAUGUAAGAUCGAAGAUGUUAGCAUUCUUCUAUUUUGCCAUCCCAGUCGGAAGUGGUCUCGGAUAUAUAGUAGGGUCAGUUGUGGGUGCAGCGCUAGGCAAUUGGCGAUACGGUCUACGGGUGACGCCUUUCUUUGGCGCGAUUGCCGUCGCGCUCAUCAUAUGGGUCAUGGAAGACCCGGAACGAGGCGCCUCCGAAGAGAGUCACAUAAAACCCACUUCGUAUAAGGACGAUCUGCGUGCUCUCAUAAAAAAUCCAUCGUUCAUGCUGUCGACGAUCGCUUUUACGUGCGUAGCGUUCGUGACCGGCGCGCUCACAUGGUGGGGACCGCAAGUUAUUUACUUGGGUCUCGGCUUGCAACCUGGCAACGAGUUUUCCUUCGAAAGGGUUUCGCUAACGUUCGGCGCGAUCACCAUGGUGUCGGGCAUGUUGGGCGUGCCGCUGGGCGCGUGGCUGGGCGCGGGGCUGCAGAAGCGGUGGGGCCGCGCGCACCCGCUGCUGUGCGGCGCGGGGCUGCUGCUGUCGGCGCCGGCGGUCGCGCUCGCCUUGCUUCUGACCGAGGGCUACAUGUACGCCCCUUUCGCCCUCAUAUUUAUCGGCGAGCUCGCGAUCAAUAUCAACUGGGCAAUCGUGGCCGACAUGUCGCUGUACGUUGUCAUACCACCAAGGCGUUCGACAGCAGAAGCUUUCCAGAUAUUAAUAUCGCACAUGUUUGGGGAUGCUGGAAGUCCAUACUUAGUCGGAGUUAUAUCAGAAAGUUUGAAGUCCUACUUGAUGCCAUCACCGGAUGAUUUGCCAAGUAAAAGUGUGGAAUUCAGAGCGCUUCAGUAUGCGCUGUUCAUAACGUGCUUCGUGGAAGUACUCGGAGGAAUAUUCUUCCUUAUAACAUCGGCGUACAUUGUCAGGGACAAACUAAAAGUGGACAGAGCCAUUGCAGCUACUUCAAAAAUAGUUUAAAUAUUUAGAAGCAGAAGCACAGCACACGGAGCCGUCCCACGCUUCAGCACACGAAGACAUUGUAGCCGGCGAAUAGAACACACAUUUUUAAAGUUGGUCAUAAAUAAAUAGUGAGAGGAAUUUGAACUUUCACAAACCAAGAGCAGUUUAUAUUGCAGUUAAGUAUCCGCGGUUUGCCUUGUAUCAAUCUUGAAUGGGAAAUGUUUUAACGUGUUCCGCUUUGAUACUCGUAUUAUUCGACGUACUUCUUUACAUAGGCGUAGUUACUUCGCUGUCACAUUGUUAAGACUGAUUUGUAAAGCAUAAUGCUGAACAGUGGUGGGAUCGAUCAAUAAUUGUUGGGAUAAAUGUGUUGUGUGUAUAAAAUUUUAUUUAAAUUUAAUCUAGAUAGACCUCAAUGAAUUAUAUGUCCUUAUUUAAAUUUAAACCUAAUUGUGCCUAAUAAAUAAAAUCACGUAGAUGAAAUUAAUUAUAGUUGUAUUCAUUAAAAAAAUCAUUUGAAACAUAGAAACUAGGCUGUUCUCGAAUAUUCCUAUAAUUUAUUCUAUUCCACUUCUCUAGUUCGUUAUUGAAUUAAUUUGUAUACAUUGAAUGUCUUAAAUUCGUCGAUCAGAUAUUGAUAGCGCGUUGUGAAACGUUAGUACUUUUUCAAAGGUAUAUGCAUACGAGGAUAUUCGUACGGUUUAACUUAAGAUAAUUGUUAGUUCCUUUAUUUAAAAAAGUACGAACACAAUGAGAAUAAUUACCUAGUAUAAAUGUAACAACCUGCCUUUUAGUGUUAGUGAAAAGGGAAGUGCUGUUUACUAAAUAAAGAAGCAAUAUUAUUGUAUUUGUUGUAGUCUGUAAUAAUACUAGAAACUUGUUAGGUUAAACUGUACAGAAUUCAAUAAGACUGAAUUAAUUUAAUGUAUGCCUAACUUAUUAUCUACUUAAACAAAUAUGUUUAUGUACAUACAUAUACAGUUAAAGCUUCAUUUAUGGA